UAACCAUGCGCGCUGCUUCACGUCUCCUAGCGAAAGCCAGUACCGUUGGCACGCCCUCAGGCGGUCUCGGUGUCGUCCCCCACGCCCUUCUCCCGCCGAUCCCGCUCUACCGUCGCCUACUUCGUGGACACCGAAAGCACCUCCCACCAGAGAUGCGUGUACUGGGAGAUGAAUAUGUCAAGAGCGAGUUCCGCGCACACAGAGGUGUCGACAACCCUAUCCAUAUCAUCGGGUUCCUGACGGAAUGGCAAGGAUACGCACAACAGAUUGAAGGCGAGAAGUGGAGAGGAGAGAAGAUGGACAAGGCAAAGAUUGAUAAGAUGAGCGGUUCGCAUUCCACUUGCCUCCUCCUCGAACCAUGUGCUNACGAGCAAAUUGCCCAGAUGUACGAGCUCAUGCAAGCCAUCAGAAAGCAAGAGUUGGAGGAGAAUGAUCCAGAGUUCCAGGCAGCGACUGGCCAAAGCCCUGACAAGCAAGAC
Aureobasidium musti is the source of this 479-nucleotide messenger RNA. NCBI's taxonomy places the organism in Eukaryota, Fungi, Ascomycota, Dothideomycetes, Dothideales, Saccotheciaceae. The record is from the annotation of a GenBank genome assembly.